Molecule: messenger RNA, 1498 nt
Organism: Merops nubicus (carmine bee-eater)
Lineage: Eukaryota; Metazoa; Chordata; Aves; Coraciiformes; Meropidae
Gene: GATB
Product: glutamyl-tRNA(Gln) amidotransferase, subunit B
Exons: 12
Biological process (GO): glutaminyl-tRNAGln biosynthesis via transamidation; mitochondrial translation
Molecular function (GO): glutaminyl-tRNA synthase (glutamine-hydrolyzing) activity
Source: RefSeq, a predicted model, not a curated record
UCUUUCUCCAUGGGUGCCAGUUGUGGGUCUGGAAAUUCAUGCACAGAUCAGUUCCAAUUCAAAACUUUUCUCUGGUUCCCAAGUCCAGUUUGCAGCACCUCCUAACUCUUUAGUGUCCUUCUUUGAUGCUUCUUUACCAGGAACUUUACCAGUUCUCAACAGGAGAUGUGUAGAAGCCGCAGUGAUGACAGGCCUGGCACUCAACUGCAGCAUAAACAAGAAGUCCUUGUUUGACAGAAAACACUAUUUCUAUGCAGAUCUGCCUGCUGGCUAUCAAAUCACUCAGCACAGAGUUCCUAUUGCAGUGAAUGGAAGUCUGUCAUACAGUCUCUGCGUAGACAACAAAAUGAGCCAGAUGGUGACCAAAACUGUGAGGAUCAAACAAAUUCAGUUGGAGCAAGACAGUGGAAAGAGCCUCCAUGAUGACACAAGGAGCCAGACUCUCGUUGACUUGAACAGGGCUGGAGUCGGCCUCAUGGAGGUUGUCAUGGAGCCUGAUAUGUGCUGUGGGGAAGAAGCAGCUGCAGCAGUCAGAGAGCUUCAGCUCAUUCUUCAGACGCUUGGGAGCAGCCAGGCAGUCAUGGCAGAGGGGCAGCUGAGAGUGGAUGCCAAUGUUUCUGUGCACCACCCUGGAGAGCCUUACGGAGUGAGGACUGAAGUGAAGAAUAUCAAUAGCAUGAGAUUCCUGGCAAAAGCAGUAGACUAUGAAAUACAGAGGCAAAUUGAAGAACUGGAAAAUGGAGGAACAAUACUGAAUGAAACAAGAGCCUUUGAUUCCAAGCUUGGGUGCACUGUACCGAUGAGAGACAAAGAAGGAAAACAGGAUUAUCGGUUUAUGCCAGAGCCAAACCUUCCUCCAUUGAUUCUGUAUGAUGCAAAAUCUUUGCCAGCUAAUAUGAACCAUCAGCAAGUGGUAAAUAUUGAUUGCAUUCGUGAGAGACUUCCUGACCUCCCCAGUGUGAAGAGAGCAAAGCUUGUUGAACAGUAUGGGAUUCUUCCUGAGCACAGCUUCACCUUAUUGAAUGAAGACGGUUUAACGGAAUUCUUUGAAAAUGUGGUGAAACAGACCCAAAUGAAGCCAAAGAAAGUGAUCGGCUGGGUUCUCAAAGACCUGCUCAGUUAUUUGAAACAACAUUCCCUUACAGUAAAGGAAAGCCCAGUCAGUUCUUUACUCCUGGCUGACCUAUUGAACCUUCUAGAAAAAAAAGACAUUUCUUCCACAGCAGCAAAGCAGGUGUUUGCAGAAUUGUGGAAGGAAAAAGGGAAGACUCCUCUUGAAAUUGUUAAAGAAAAGAAACUUGAACUGAUACAGGAUCAAAAAGAGCUUGAAAAGAUCUGCCAGGCGGUGAUUGAUGGACAAGAAAAUGAGGUUAUGGCAAUAUCCGCAGGAAAUCGAAAAGUUCUAAAUAAGUUAAUUGGCCUGGUACAAAGAGAAACCCAAGGACGAGCCAAUCCUGUUCUGGUGAAGCAAUUACUAGAGAAGAAGCUGUCAGAGUAG